Messenger RNA from Gossypium raimondii (Peruvian cotton), 2598 nucleotides. Its product is annotated as wall-associated receptor kinase 5. Gene Ontology annotation, biological process: protein phosphorylation; cell surface receptor signaling pathway. Gene Ontology annotation, cellular component: plasma membrane. Bases 1 to 2331 code for a protein of 776 amino acids. NCBI's taxonomy places the organism in Eukaryota, Viridiplantae, Streptophyta, Magnoliopsida, Malvales, Malvaceae. The transcript has 3 exons. Gene Ontology annotation, molecular function: calcium ion binding; protein serine/threonine kinase activity; ATP binding. The record is from RefSeq and is a predicted model, not a curated record.
AUGGGGUUUGGUGGUAUGUUUAAGGAGCUUGCUGUGUUUGCAGUUGUGGUAACAAUUAUGGCAACUUCAGUAGCAGCCCAAGCAAAGCCUGGAUGCCAAAGCAAAUGCGGAAAUAUAAGCAUCCCCUACCCUUUUGGUACAAGCAAUGGUUGCUACAUCAGCAGGGACUUCUUCAUUAAUUGUGACACCUCUUUUAACCCCCCAAAAGCAUUCUUAAGCGACACUGGUUUAGAAUUACAAGUUCUCAACAUCUCCCCGGAUGAUGGUUCUUUGCGCAUUCAAAAUCACAGGUCCGUAGGUUAUGACUGUUAUAAUUCGUCAGGGCCCACUUCAUCUGACACGUCCGUGUUCCUUCAUAGAAAAUUCUCCAUAUCUUACUCCAGAAACAAGUUCACUGCCAUUGGUUGUGACACUAUCGCCUACAUCAAUGGUUUCUCCAGACCUGGCUCUUCAAACUUAGUUUUUAAAGCAAAAAACUUUUCAACCGGAUGUUUAACAUUUUGUGGUGACGUGGGCGAUGUGAUAAAUGGGUCUUGCUCCGGCAUUGGCUGCUGCCAGACGGCUAUCCCUAGAGGAAUGCAGGCUUAUUUAUUCAACUUUACUUCUCUUCAGAGUCAUUCCACAGUGUUGAGGUUCAAUCCUUGCAGUUAUGGAUUUCUUGUGGAAGAUGGAGUCUACACCUUCUCUACAUCAGAUCUUUCCAACAUAGAUUUCAACAAAAGGAAAUACCCACUUAUUCUUGAUUGGACAAUCGGGAAUCAAACAUGUGAAGAAGCUAAAAUGGACCCAAAAAAUUAUGCUUGCAAGCAAAAUAGUGCUUGUAUAGAUCCAGAAAGUGGCCCUGGAUAUUUGUGCAAGUGUAAUGAUGGUUUUCAGGGUAACCCUUAUCUCUCCAACGGCUGCCAAGAUAUUAAUGAAUGUGAAGCACUGAAGCCUUGCAAUGAAUUUGGAAUAUGUCAUAAUACACUUGGAAGCUAUUAUUGUUCAUGCCCUGAAGGAUUUGAGGGUGAUGGUCGGAAAUAUGGAACAGGUUGCUCUCCUGAACCCAAGGCGCAUCGCGAGAGUUUUCCCAUUCUUCUUGUCGCACUAGGUAUUUGUUUAAGUAUAGUGUUCUUGUUUUUAAUUGCUGGGGUUUGGUGGUUUUAUAAGAUACUGCAGAAAAGAAAAUACAUAAAACUUAAACAAGAACUUUUUGAAAGAAAUGGUGGGUUAUUGUUUCAAAAAAAGAUGUCUUCAAAUGAAGGUGGUCUGGAUAAAGCUAAACUUUUCUGUUCCAAAGAGUUGGAAAUAGCUACUGAUCAAUAUAAUGAGAACAGAAUAUUGGGUUGUGGUGGCCAAGGCAUGGUUUAUAAAGGAAUGUUGUCAGAUGGGAGACUUGUUGCAGUAAAGAAGUCCAAGACUGUAAAUGAAGGGUAUCUUGAACAAUUUAUCAAUGAGAUCUUUAUUCUUUCUCAAAUUGAUCACAGAAACAUUGUCAAGCUAUUAGGCUGUUGCUUGGAGACCGAAGUGCCCCUCCUUGUUUAUGAGUUCAUCCCUAAUGGAACCCUUUCCCAUCUCAUUCAUGACCAAAAUGAAGAGUACCCGAGGUCGUGGGAUAUACGAUUACGCAUUGCAACGGAAAUUGGAAGUGCGAUUUCUUACUUGCACUCAUCUGCAUCCAUCCCCAUUUAUCACCGAGAUAUCAAGUCUAGUAACAUACUACUAGAUGAGAAGUUCCGAGCAAUAGUAUCAGAUUUCGGAACAUCUAGAUCAAUCGGCAUUGAUCAAACUCACUUGACGACUCAAGUGCUUGGGACUUUUGGGUACUUAGAUCCUGAAUACUUCCAGUCAAGUCAAUUUACUGAAAAGAGUGAUGUUUAUAGUUUUGGAGUGGUUAUUGUCGAGCUCUUAACGGGUAAAAGGGCAAUCUCGACGUUUGGAUCGCAAGAAAAGAGAGGCUUAGUCUCGUAUUUUAUGUCGUCGAUGGAAGAAAACCAUUUGCUGGAUAUUGUUGAUGCUGAAAUUGGAAAGGACGGUCAAAAGGAUGAAGUCAUAGCAGUUGCUCAACUUGCAAAAAGAUGCUUGAACUUAGAUGGGAGAUAUAGACCAACAAUGAAAGAAGUGGCCAUGGAACUCGAGAGACUUAGAACUGGACAAGGUGACUACAUUCACACUGAUCAGAUUAAACAAGCUGAGGUCGUUGUAAGAAAAUCGGCUGAGAGUUGGGAUUUCACUUCAUUCUCAACAGAACAUUAUUCGAAUUGCAGCAUAACAUCUACAUCAGAACCAGAAUCAGCAUUAGAAUCAGAAUCAGAAUUAGAUGUUCAUCCACAUAUGUUGGAAUCGACCUGAUUACAUGAUCUCCAAGUUUCUAUUCUAUUCCUGGUAAUGACUUGACCUUAAUUUCCCCAUGGAAUUGACGGUUCAAGAAAAACCAUCGUUAUUGAUAGCUGCCAUUGUCUUCCAUACCACCUUUGAUGAUCAGUUAUGAACAUUUUGUUUUGUUUGUUUACAUUCUAGUUAUGCACAUCGAUGAUAAAAAAUAAACAUUUUGAUUAGAUCUAGAGAAAAUGUUAAGAGUUUGUUCAUAAAUUAAAUUUUCACAUUUGGGAGUUUAUU